AGGCGGUCGGUAAGGAGGCCGCCCGUCGGGCGGGGCCUGUCCUCCAGCUGGCUCGGACCCCGGCGGGGCGGGCUGUGGGCCGAGUGGUGGAACCCAGGCGCCGGCCGCGGCCGAAGAGGAAGGUGGCGGCGCUGACGGGACAGGGCGGCGGCUUCUCGCUCUGAUCCUUGGCUCCCCUGCCCAGGCCCGGGCGCGAGUAGGAGGCGAAGGAAGGACCAAGCAUGGCUGAGACCCCACCGUCGCCCACAGCUGGCGCGGAAAGUUGCAACGAGGAGCCUGUGAGGGGCGCGGAGCGGCGGCCGAGAGAGCCACGCCGCCCUCCAGCUGGGGGCGCGGACCCAAAGGGCGAGGCGGGGCCGCCGCUCUCUUCCCCCGCCGGGCAGUCUGAGCCGGGCUCGCCGGUGGCCGCCCCCUUCUUCCUGCUCUACCCGGGCGAUGGAGGUACCGGCUUCGCAGCGCGCCCGCCGCCGCAGCAACAACGCGUCUGGAGAACCCCGCCGUCACCGGGUUCCCCACUGCCGUUCCUGCUGCUGAGCUACCCAACUGGCGGCGGCGGCGGCGGAGGCGGCAACAGCACCAAGCACAAUCCUAAUUAUCUCAUGGCUAACGAACGCAUGAAUCUGAUGAACAUGGCCAAACUGAGUAUCAAGGGCUUGAUUGAAUCAGCUCUGAACCUGGGAAGGACUCUGGACUCUGACUAUGCUCCUCUCCAGCAGUUCUUCGUAGUGAUGGAGCACUGCCUGAAACACGGCUUGAAAGCCAAGAAAACUUUCCUUGGACAAAAUAAAUCCUUCUGGGGGCCUCUAGAAUUGGUAGAAAAACUCGUUCCGGAAGCUGCAGAGAUAACAGCAAGUGUUAAAGAUCUCCCAGGACUUAAGACACCAGUAGGCAGAGGAAGAGCCUGGCUUCGUUUGGCCUUAAUGCAAAAGAAACUUUCAGAGUAUAUGAAAGCUUUGAUCAAUAAAAAGGAACUUCUCAGUGAAUUCUAUGAACCCAAUGCCCUGAUGUUGGAAGAAGAAGGAGCUAUAAUUGCUGGUCUGUUGGUGGGUCUUAAUGUCAUUGAUGCCAAUUUCUGUAUGAAAGGAGAAGAUUUGGACUCUCAGGUUGGAGUUAUAGAUUUUUCCAUGUAUCUCAAGGAUGGGAACAGCAGUAAAGGUAGUGAAGGAGAUGGUCAGAUUACUGCAAUUCUGGACCAGAAGAACUACGUAGAGGAGCUCAACAGACAUCUGAAUGCUACUGUAAACAACCUUCAGGCAAAAGUAGAUGCAUUAGAAAAAUCCAACACUAAACUGACAGAAGAGCUUGCGGUUGCAAACAACAGAAUUAUUACCUUGCAAGAAGAAAUGGAACGAGUUAAAGAAGAAAGCUCCUACAUAUUGGAAUCCAAUCGGAAGGGUCUUAAGCAAGAUAGAACUUCAGAAGGGCAAGCACUGAGUGAAGCAAGAAAGCAUUUAAAGGAGGAGACACAAUUAAGACUGGAUGUUGAAAAAGAGCUGGAGAUACAGAUCAGCAUGAGACAAGAGAUGGAAAUGGCUAUGAAGAUGCUGGAGAAGGAUGUCUGUGAGAAGCAGGAUGCCCUGGUGUCUCUACGGCAGCAGCUGGAUGAUCUCAGGGCACUCAAGCAUGAACUUGCCUUUAAGCUACAGAGUUCAGACUUAGGAAUAAAACAGAAAAGUGAACUAAACAGUCGCUUGGAAGAGAAGACUAAUCAGAUGGCUGCUACCAUUAAACAACUCGAACAAAGAUUGCACCGGGCUGAGCGAGCCCGCCAGUCUGCUGAGUUGGACAAUCGGCUCUUCAAGCAAGACUUCGGAGACAAGAUCAACAGUCUGCAGCUGGAAAUGGAGGAGCUUACCAGGCAGCGGAACCACCUUGAGUUAGAACUGAAACAGGAAAGAGAAAGAAGGUUUCAGAACAACAGGGGCAUCCCAGGAAAGGGCUCACAGAAACCAGAACACCAAAUGGUUGAGAAGUACAAAAUUCAAGAGGAAAAUGUUAAGCUAAAAACACCCUUUGAAGAAAGCUGCAGGCUGCGGUCUCACCCUACAGAUGAACAGGAUCAGCCGCUGUUUGCUGAAAAGCCACAGGUGUGUCAGCUCUGCCAAGAAGAUGGCAACAUAACCAAGAAUGUGUGUAAGAACUGCAGAGGAACCUUCUGUAAUGCUUGUUCAACAAAUGAACUGCCUCUUCCUUCAAGUAUCAAGCCUGAGCAAGUCUGCAAUCCAUGUCACGAGCAUCUGAUGAAGCAAUAUUCCACCAGCCCAUCAUAAGACAAGAGGACAAGAACUGGACCAAAACUUUUAUACAGUGCCAGUCUCCACCUGUGUUAGAUAUCAGGAUCCCAUAAGAGCCCAGUCCUUAGAAUCAACUAAACAGUUGACAGAAAUUAUUUAAAUACAUCAGAUCCAGGGAGAAAAGGCAGUGGUUGGUGGUGCUGGAAAUUUUGCUUUUUCCCUAAUGACUGUAUGAAUAAAAGUUACUCAGUUGAGCAUUUCUCUUCUAAAUCAAAAUACCCCGCUCUGAAGGGUUUCUUGUAUAGCGUAUCUUUGUAAGGGCUAUUACUCAUUUUUAUGAAUAGUGGUAAUAAUAUGGGGGCAGAUUAACAGGAGAGAAUGCCCAAGCAGAUCAGAUUAAAAAGGAAAAUGAUCAUCUCCCUCUAUUACAUGUUCACAUUCACGGAGGGGAAGAUAAAUGUUAACUGAGAUCAAAAUGGCAGACAUUAUGUUGUUUUCCCAGGUGCUGCUAGACAUAAGCAUUGUUUCCUCUUUACUCCUUCUAACUACCUCUUUAAGUUAUUUCUACCAAACUGUGAACCCAAACUCAGGGAAAAGAGAAAUUAGAGUAAUAUAAAUUCUGAAUGUACUUAAAACAAUAUUAUUUUAUGUUCGAACCAGGUUUCUGGUAUUGGCCUACAAAUGAUUUUCUUAUCAGAGUAAGGAAUAUCUGAUUUUUCCCCUUAAUUUUUCAAAAGUAAAUAUCUGCUCUUCUCAGAACCUCCAACCACAAAACAAGCCAACUUUCUUCCCCUGUCCCCCCUCUUCCCAAGUAAUAACAGAAAUUGUAAGGAGUUUUAAAGUUAGGUUUGACUUCUUCAAAUAGGAAGUACUGAUGAAAGCAAAGCUAGGUCAGGUGUAGAGUAAAAUUAAUUUAUCCAUGACUGAGAAUUAUCUCAGAAUUGUUUCUUCUUGUUAUGAGCCAAGGAAUGGAGCUGCUGGUAGACAGGUUUCUUGGAAAGGGCAAUACCUAGUAACAAACCCUUGGGGGAAAGGAGUGCAUUAAAGAACGGAAGGAAAGGGAUGGAAUACACUAUUUUGAUUGUGUUACAUGUAUCCAGAUUUUUUUAUUCAAUUAAGGCCUAAGAAGAUACAGUUCUGUGACUGGUUUAGAACUCUGGGGUGGAAACAGCCUGGAACCUCAGUGUUUGAUAAAGUCUGUCUCAUGAAAGGAUUUACAGCCUGGAUAAUAGUUUUUACUUCUGACCUGUUACUUGGUGAAACUGAGGUUUAAGAGUAUUAGGGACAAAUAAAAUCCAAUAAUUCUGGCCUA
Molecule: messenger RNA, 3546 nt
Organism: Choloepus didactylus (southern two-toed sloth)
Lineage: Eukaryota; Metazoa; Chordata; Mammalia; Pilosa; Megalonychidae
Gene: RUFY3
Product: RUN and FYVE domain containing 3
Biological process (GO): regulation of axonogenesis
Cellular component (GO): cytoplasm
Molecular function (GO): metal ion binding
Source: RefSeq, a predicted model, not a curated record